Molecule: messenger RNA, 780 nt
Organism: Dracunculus medinensis (Guinea worm)
Lineage: Eukaryota; Metazoa; Nematoda; Chromadorea; Rhabditida; Dracunculidae
Source: the annotation of a GenBank genome assembly
AUGUCACUUUAUGAUCAGGUGAGGCAGGGAUUUGCUAAAGUGAUCCAAAUAGCCUCUGAUAAUACCAUAUAUGAUUCCUUUCCAGAAUGCUCUUUCUUGUCUACAACCAAUGUGAUUUCCAUAAAACCAGCGAACCAGGAACAAAUCGAUAUUUUUUGCCGCAAAUUAGGAUUUCAUGGUGUUGAAGAAUUCAAUAUAAAGUUUCAUUUACGGGAUGAAACAGGGCGGAAAAGAAUCGUUAUAGAAGCUGACCUCGUUUCAGUUCAUCCCACUCAAAUAUUCUUUUUUUUCGGUCGUGGAUUCGUAAUCAAUAAAACUGAUGGCAGUCACAUAAUGGAAAUAAAACUUCCAAAAAAUUCACCUGAUACAAUUGGCAAAAUCGUGCAUCCGUCACAGGCAACAUUAUACAAGAUUUUCAAGAAAAAUGAUGGAGAUUCACCUGUUAGUUAUGAAGUGCGCAAAAUUGAUGACAAUAAACCUUCAAUAAUCAUUGAAAAGGCUUCUGUAUCAAUUUAUUCGAUAGCAAAAAUGAUAGGAAUCUUAGAUGCAGAAUCAGUGUACCAGUUCCGUUCAUCUAAUAGAAUUAUUAUUGGUCAUCUUCGACCUAAACUCUCCUUUUCUGGCAAGACCAUGAUCAUUAAAUUUGCAAGAACUCAGCCUGAUCCGCAACUAAGGGCAGCAGUAAUUGGUGCCUCGCUGCUGCUUACUCUUAUUGAUGUGCAUCCAAUUUUAAAACAAGCUUGGGAAAAAACAAUCGAACUUGCUCGAUUUGAUUUUUAG